AUGGGCUAUAAUGUGCCAGCGAUUCUGCCUUUCGAGUAUUGGUUGCCCUUCGAUCCAACGCAGAGCGUCUCAUGCUACAUGACAAUGUUAACUUUACAGGCUUGGCAAGCUAUAGUCACCAUCUGGUUAUCUAUGGGCGGCGACUUGCUGAUAUGCACAAUUUUAAAUCACAUCACUUUGCAGUACGAUCUUCUUGCAGCAAAAAUCACGAAGCUUAAAUAUCUACCAAUCGUUAGACAGGGUGAUCCAAAACAUACUUUCGAAAAGGAUAGGCCGCCCCUGCCCUUUUUUGAGCAACCGCCAAAUGUUAGAGCGAAAAUAGCAAAAGCGAAGGUAUGCCUGCCUGGCGACGGAUUCCUCGGUGCGAUGCCUAAACUCUAUCGGUCUCCCUCUAGCAUUUGCUAUAUGAGUAUCAGAAAAGAAAGGCCGUCAGUGUGUUGUCAAAUGCAGCUCAACUCUUUGUUGCGCGAUUGUGACAUUCACGAUAGCCACGCGCUACAGUAG
Diatraea saccharalis (sugarcane borer) is the source of this 504-nucleotide messenger RNA. The record is from the annotation of a GenBank genome assembly. NCBI's taxonomy places the organism in Eukaryota, Metazoa, Arthropoda, Insecta, Lepidoptera, Crambidae.